Cloeon dipterum is the source of this 1901-nucleotide messenger RNA. Its product is annotated as carboxylesterase 1C-like. Lineage: Eukaryota; Metazoa; Arthropoda; Insecta; Ephemeroptera; Baetidae. The coding region runs from base 124 to 1854 and encodes 576 amino acids. The record is from RefSeq and is a predicted model, not a curated record. The transcript has 12 exons. Gene Ontology annotation, molecular function: serine hydrolase activity.
AACAUCAGAGAUGUACCCGAAAGGUCGGAGAGACGAUUUGAUUGGCUGCAAAGCGGUCACGAUAAGGAGCAGAGAAACGAAUAAAUGGCAAGCCGAGUCUUCAAUUAAAUUACUCUCUUCAAAAUGGCGUUCUUGGGUUGCUUGGCAAUAUUCGCCGUCGUAAUCGGCUCUGCCCUCGCUCAGGGUCCUCAGGUGACCCUGCCCGACCUCGGCACCCUGGAGGGCUACACGGGAAACUCAUUCAUUUCAGACAGAGAGUUUUACCACUUCAGAGGCGUGCCUUUUGCAAAGCCACCUGUUGGUGACCUCAGGUUCAAGGCUCCGCAACCUGUAGAGCCCUGGGACGGAAUCCUGAACGCACACUCCAACUUUGGGCACAGGUGUCCUCAGGCUGGUCCGGCCGGUCUUGUCACGACCUGGCAAGGGACUCUGGAAGAAUCGCUGGAAGCGGAGAGCAGAGCCGACGAGGAGGCGGAAGACUGCCUUUUCCUGCAGAUCUACUCCCCAAACAUCGACCCUGCUGCCAACCUGCCGGUCGUGGUGUUCAUCCACGGCGGCGCCUUCAUGACUGGCUCUUCUCGCCUCUUCGGCGGCAACAAAUUUAUGGACCACGACGUCGUCCUCGUCGUGCCCCACUACAGGCUUGGCCCCCUCGGAUUCCUUUCGCUGCACACUGACGAAAUCCCCGGCAACGCUGGCAUGCUUGACCAGGUGGAGGCGCUCAGGUGGGUGCAGAAGUACAUUUCCUAUUUCGGAGGCAACCCGAACCAGGUGACCCUGAUGGGUGAGAGUGCCGGCGCGGUCAGCACUUCGCUUCUCAAUCUCAGCCCCCUCUCAACAGGCCUGUUCCAACAGUACAUAACGCAAAGCGGCACCGCUCUGGCCAACUGGGCGGUGGACACGGACCCGAUCAACGCCGCCAUCGAGAUCGGAAGACGCGCAAACUGCACCGACUCGGAAAUCAACGCCCUCACCGCCUGCUUGAAGACCGCCUCCGUUUCCGACCUCGUCCUUGCCUACAUGGGAUAUUUGACGAGCGAGGUGAAGCAGGGACGGAAUGGCAUUGGAGGCAGUGCUCCUGUCAUUCAACAAGCCGGCGCCGUGCGCUUUUUGGAGAAAUCGCCGCGGGAUAUUUUCGCUUCUGGCGAAUACAGCGCGAAACCGGCCAUUUUCGGAGGAAACAAACACGAGGGCACCAUGCCGCUGCAUUUCAUGUACGGCAAUUAUCUCAAGCCCAACGACUUGCUUGAAGACGAGCAGUACAUGUCCAGGGAGGUCACCCGUCUCUUCUUGAACUUCCUAGGCAUCCACAACGAUCAGGGCGACACCCUGGCCAUCGGCGUGGAGGACACGUACCUGGGUCGCGAUAAAAUGGGCAACUUCACCCUAAUCAUGCCAGGCCUGAUUGACCUGUCGUCCAACAUCCACAUCAAAGGGCCGACCUUCGGCAACGCCGAGUACAACGCGGCCAAGGGUGCGCCCACCUACCUCUACAGCUUCCACUUUGACGGCUCGAGGAGCAUGUUCUCCUACAUUGCACCCCUCUCGCCCUUCCCAGGAGGAGUUGCGCAUGGAAAUGAAAUGAUUCUCCAGUUCUCGAUGCCCACCUUCACGACCAACGAACAGGACGACAUUGUGUCCAACCAGCUCAUCACUCUCUGGGUCAACUUCAUUAAAUAUGGAAAUCCGACGCCAGCUGAGAACCCGGUGGACGGCAUUCCGACGUGGCCGCUGUGGACGAUUCGAAAAGGCCCCUACAUGGUGAUCAACAGCACCUCGUCAGUGAUGCAAGACUUCUCAAGGACUGAGUACUUUGUUGCUAUCAACGAAGACUUCCCUAAUAAUUAUCAGUGAUAUUUUUACUAUGAGAGAAAUAAAGUCUGACUAUAAGAUUAUACGUA